This is a messenger RNA of Electrophorus electricus (electric eel), 2361 nucleotides long. RefSeq names its product serpin peptidase inhibitor, clade G (C1 inhibitor), member 1 (gene serping1). Gene Ontology annotation, biological process: negative regulation of endopeptidase activity. The record is from RefSeq and is a predicted model, not a curated record. Gene Ontology annotation, molecular function: serine-type endopeptidase inhibitor activity. NCBI's taxonomy places the organism in Eukaryota, Metazoa, Chordata, Actinopteri, Gymnotiformes, Gymnotidae.
CAAACAUUUGAGUAAUAACUCACCAAUCAGUAAAGGACAACUAAUCUAGUCAGACAGAUCUAACUACCCUACUGCUACACACACAUGCACACAGAUCUUACAUGUUUGUGAGUAUACAGUGGUUACUGCAUCCGGUUGUAGCCUAUUGAUUUAUUUCUCUUUUUGUUGGAAUUGAAGUGCAAGUUGCAACAUCAUGCUGUGUGGUGCCAUUCUCCUUCUGCUUUUAGGGUUCUCAUGGUCUCUCUCAGACAUAACCAUCCCGGCGGGCUCCUCGCUCACCCUGCCCUGCCUAUCGGACUUGCCCAGUGACCUGUUAUUCCCCAAGUACACCUGGACCUUCACACCUGAGCAGGAAAGAGUCGGGCGUGCCCUGACACAUGAUCCCUGGUGGGAUGUCCCUGACGCGGAGCUUACGCUUCAUGUGGUGGGGCAGCAGCAUGCGGGAGAGUACAUGUGUGUGAUGGAGGCCCAGUCUGGAGAGGGGCUGGUGAAGAUGAAGAGGAGUUUUAUCCUGCACAUCCAAGAGAUUCCACUCUUGAUGAAGAAGCUGCAUGUCAUGGGAACGGAGGGAGAUUCAAUAAUUCUCCCUUGCCAUCCUGUCCUGACAUCUGGGAACGUCAGUUCUGCCAGUUUCAGCUGGUACAGAAUGACAGAAGGCUCUGACCACCAAGAGCUCCACCCUGUUUUUAAAAGUCAGAGCUCCAGCAACAAACAGGACAUAGCAACAAAUCGGAUCUACUGGGCCUCGGAUCCUAGAAAACAGGAUUGGUCCAUCAACAUUGAUAAAGUCGAACUGGACGAUGCUGGUCUGUAUGCCUGCGAGGUUUACAUGGACUCAGAAAAGAAAACCAUGACACUACAACUAAUUGUGAACCCUCUCCCGCCCCCUCUCUGUUUAAACCACUCACAACCUUGGGAGGCGUGUCCUGAGCCAGACAACAGGUCCUGGAAGGCCACAGUCAGCGAGGCUCUGAUUGCUUUCUCUGUGAAUAUCUAUGCCAAGCUGAAGAGGACACACGCCACUAGCAACCUGCUCUUUUCCCCGGCCAGUAUUGGGGGGGCACUCUCCUACCUGCUGCUGGGUGCUCGAGGGCAGACCAGGACAGAACUGGAAUCUGCCCUCUCCCUCCCCUCUGAAUUCUCCUGCAUUCACUUAAUGAUGAAGAAGAUGAAAGAUGAGACGAGGGGCUCGAUGCUCAUGGCCUAUCAGAUGUUCUACAACCCCAAGCAGGAGCUCAGAGAAUCUUUCGUCAACCAAUCAGUGGAGUUCUACGACACAGUGCCUGAAAAGUUGACCAACAGCAGUGAGAGGAAUGUGAAGAUGGUUAACGAUUGGGUGGCGAGUAAGACGCAGAAUAAAAUAACCAUGCUGAUGGAGUCGGUGGAGCCAGACACGCAGCUCAUCAUACUCAACACUGUCUACUUCAUAGGUAAAUGGAAAAGCUCAUUUGAUUUAAAACAUAAACAUGGCGAUUUCACCACUCUGUCGGGGGAAAGGGUAUCUGUACCAAUUCUCUACAGCACAAAUUUUGAAUUGGCCAUCAGCUACAUGCCCUCAUUGAAGGCUCAGGUAGCGAGAUUCCAUCUUGCAGACAAAAGCAGUCUAUAUAUACUGGUUCCAACCUUAGUGUCAGAGGAAGCCUUUUAUCGGUUGGAGGAUAACAUGAAUGAGAAGAACAUCAAAGCCAUGGUGAUGGAGAUGGAGGCAGUGCCACCGGUGGCUUCUGAGGUGACCCUGCCCAAAAUUAAACUCACGCUGAACACAGACUUGAUCAGUCUCCUGAAGAGUAUGGGUUUGUUUGGCUUGUUUGAUGACCCUAACCUGUGUGGGAUGUUUCCGGAUCAGGAGACCACACUCCUGAUGGACGCGCGUCACCGCGCCUUCCUGUCCCUGACGGAGAAAGGCGUGGAGGCGGCUGCUGUGACCAGCAUGUCCUUCUCCCGCUCCUUCAGCACCUUCUCCGCCAUGAAGCCCUUCGUCUUCAUAGUGUGGAGUGAGCACAGCAAGUGCCCUCUGUUCAUGGGCAGAGUCCUCAACCCCAAGCAGGAAAAGUGAGAGAGAGAGAGAUACAGAGUGAGGAGGGAAAGAGAGAGAGAGAGAGAGAGAGAGAGAAGCAGAAGAGGGAGGAGAAAAAAACAGAGAGAGAGGGGGAGAGAGAGAGAGAGAGCGAGAGAGAGAGAAUGGGAAAAUGGAAGGGUUAAGUGCUGAAAAUCACAUUUACAUAAAAAAAAAAGAAAGAAAAAUGUAGAUUAUGUGUAGUAAUCAGUACUUAGGGAGAAACAAGUUAUUAAUAAAAUAAACUGUCACUACAUAACCUAAAUCAUAACCUACAGCAGUGCAAUAAACGAAUUGUCAAAGUA